CAACACCAAACAUAACAAACUACAAAUUAACCAUGAAGUUUCAAUUGUUCGCCUUAGCUUUCUUAUUAGCUGUGGCGACUUGUAAAGGCCAGGAAGAUUAUACUUGCGAAGAGAACGAGCCAUUCCAUUGUAACCAAACUAGUCGUUUCAAUGGUAAAAGUUUCGGCGAAGAUUUCAUCUUCGGUGUAGCCUCUUCUGCUUACCAAAUCGAAGGUGGUAGAGGUCGUGGACUUAACGUUUGGGAUGGAUUCACUCACCGAUACCCAGAGAAAGCAGGAGCCGAUUUGAAGAAUGGAGACACUACUUGUGACGCAUAUACAUAUUGGCAGAAAGAUAUAGACGUGAUGGGCGAACUCAAUGCUACUGGCUACAGAUUCUCCUUCGCGUGGUCAAGAAUCCUUCCACAAGGAAAGAGGAGUAGAGGUGUGAACCAAAAUGGUAUUGACUACUACAACGGUCUUAUAGACGGCCUCAUAGCAAGGAAUAUAACGCCGUUCGUUACCCUCUUUCACUGGGACCUUCCUCAAACACUACAAGAUGAGUAUGAAGGUUUCUUGAACAGACCGAUCAUGUAUGUCAUUUAUGCUACGCUGCUUAUUAAGAAUGACGAAAGCAUAUAA
Molecule: messenger RNA, 620 nt
Organism: Camelina sativa (false flax)
Lineage: Eukaryota; Viridiplantae; Streptophyta; Magnoliopsida; Brassicales; Brassicaceae
Source: RefSeq, a predicted model, not a curated record